AUGAAUACUUUUGAUAAUCAAUAACGAAAUAUAACUUAAGUUAGAUUUGGAACUGAAUAAUCAGUUGCUUCAUCUAUUUCAGCAUUUCCAAAACGAACUUAAGUUGAAUUGUUUUGUUAUCGUCAUCCAGAUAGAUUUAUACAUUAAGGAUGCACAGCAUUAAACUGUUAGAAAAUGAUUAUGUGUCCAUAAUGUAAUACUGAUGAUGAUAUCCAUUAUUAAGAACACAAAGAAGAUAUAGUUGAAUUUCCUCAUUUUUUAGAAAUACUUGCAUCUGAAAUUAAAAAAGUCAAUAGAAAUGAUAGUAUGUAAGUAUUAUCAAUAAAUAAAGGUUAUACAAUAAAAAUGUUAAAUUGUUAUUAGAAAAAGAACAUACUUAUUUAUUAGAAUAUGAUAAUCUAUGUAAAAAAUAAGUGAAAUACUUUAAUUAAUUAAUUGAUGAUCAAACUUCAUUAAUCAUGUAACAUUUCUAUAUCUUAAAAUAAACCAUUAAUGCAUUCUUUGACAGUAAUUAUUUUAACAAUAAAUAGAUAGAGUAAUUCAAUAUUUUUUCAAAUAAUAUUCAUUUCUUUAAAACUCAAUACUAAUAAAUUAAUCCAGAAGAAACUUUGGCUAGAUAUGGAGAUGUACCUUAAAUUGUUGCUAAAUUAUAUGCCAAAAAUCCUUAGUAAUGCUUUCAUUUCUUAAAUAAUUUGAGAAAAUCAGCUAAUAUGGAAGGCUAAUUACUUUCAGAUCUUGAUUAUAUUUCUAAUAUGGUUUUGAGAAAUUAUGAAGAUUCAUCUUUCUCUUUAUAAGAGUUUGCCUUAAAUCAAUUAAAAAACUCUGUUGCUGAUAUGAUUGAUUAAACUAAAAUUACUAUUAAUGAUAGUUUGAAAUAAUUACCUAAACUUACUUAAGAUAUUCAUGCUAGUGUUGUGUCUUAAGCAUUUAUCUCAUAUAAUCGUCAUCAAGUGAAAUUAGCUUAACCAGAAUUAUUUGAGAAUAGAAAAUUUAGAUUUGCAAAUGUUGCUCAAAUUUAAACACAUCAUUCUAAUAGUGUAACUGCCCUAGUGGCUCUAUCUGAUGACGUACUUGCAACAAGUUCAUAUGAUAGAACAAUUAAAAUCUGGAGAAUUUCAUCAGGUGAAUUAUUGAAAACCAUUUAUGAUACAUGUUGUAUAUCUAGUAUGAUUAGUUUGAAAAUUAAAAAUGAUAAAAAUCCAUAGGCUGAUUCUUAUACUGAUGAGGAGAAUUCUUAAUUGCACAAUUAAAUACUUAAAGGGAAUUUGAGUAAUUCUGGAUUUUAUUUGAUAACUGGAGGAUUUGAUAAAUAAAUUAAAGUUUGGGAUUUUGAUAUCAUGGUUAAGGAUAAUUAAUAUGAAAUGGAUCGAAUUGCUAAAUAUGAAUCUUCAUUAUUAAGUUAAUCUUAUAAUCUAUCAGUCUUUCCUAUACAUACAUUAAAGGGUCACAAUAGUUGGAUUACUGCUUUGCUCUCUUUUAAUGAUGAAAGAAAUAUAGCAGCUGGUGAUGAUUCAGGAGAAGUGAUAGUGUGGGAUAUAAUAAAUUAAAUUUUAUUAUAUAGAUUAACUCAUAUAAGAAAUCCAGGAAUUGUUCCAUUUCUUAGUCUUACUAUUCCAUUUUAAUAGUUUUGUUGUUCUUCUGGAACUUAUUUAAGAAUAUACUCAUGUAUUUUUUUCAAUAAAUUAAAUUUAGUGUUUUAUAAAUCCCAAGAAGAGAUAUAUCCUAAUCCAAAAUUUAAAGAAAGAUUAGAGGCUAAAUUUGCUCCUAAGAAAAAUCCUAUUUAAAUUGCUCCAUAAUUAUCAAAUGUCCAAUUAGAUAAGGAGAUAGAUAUUUUUUGGGGAAUAACAGGAUGUAUAAGUCCAAGUAAUUACCCUAAUCUUCUAAUUGUUUUUGGUAAUUAACCAAACAAAUUAAAAUAUAUUAUGUUAAAUAAAAAUAAAAUUGUUGAAAUUAAUACAGAUAAUGAAACUUAUUGUGGACAAUUACUUUUGAUUGAAAAACAUAGAAUUCAUGACGCUCAAAUGGAUUAAUUUUAUAAAAACAUUAAUUUUAUUAUGAUGGGUGAUAAGAGUUUAGCAGUUUAUGAUGGUUAUGGUACAAAAAUCAGAGCAUUAGAAUCAUAAAUGGAUGAUCUUUAUGCUAGCAAUAUAUUAUGUUAAAGGAAUAUGUAGAUUCUAAAAUUAGAUAAAAGAAGUCUCAAAAAAACAUUGAAAUUUGCUUGUGUUUCACAAUAUGGAACCUAAGAUUAUAAAUAUAAAUCAGCCAGAAUAACACUUUUUGAAAUUUCUUAUGAUACCAUAUGA
Paramecium pentaurelia is the source of this 2303-nucleotide messenger RNA. NCBI's taxonomy places the organism in Eukaryota, Ciliophora, Oligohymenophorea, Peniculida, Parameciidae. The record is from the annotation of a GenBank genome assembly.